AUGGCCGGUCGAUUGAGCCCGAGGACCUUGUGCUCUUCUGAUAUGUCUCUUUUUGCUUUGUUAGAGACUAUCCGUACCAGUGGUCUCUGGUCCCGUCCUUGUGUUCUUGUGAAUCUUAUCGUUUUCAACAUAUUUGGGUCGCCUCAUCCGGCGUCCGAUCGGCACUUGUGUUUCGCGCCUCCUCGUCACGCGCGAGAUCGUUUUCUCUCCAUAGUUGGGGUUUUUUCUGCAGACACGCCAUUCCAGGUUCUCUUGGUGUAUGGUGAGGAGGAGGUGGAUGAGGUAGAGGUAGUGAGGGAGGAAGAAGAGGAAGAAGAGCUUUACCAACAAACCCUAAACCCUUGCAUUGCUGGCAUUUCCUUGUUAUCUAAUUCUAAGCUGUGGUCCACGUUUGGCUAUGGAAUACAGCUGCUGCUGCUCUACUCCCCCAACACCAUUCCAUUCCGGGGAACAAAAGAAAUAAAGAUGAGCUUCAAUGUUUACCUACCUCAUGGAAUUACAGCUUCUACCACCCGGCCAUUAACUUCUACAUCAGUAGCUUCCUUGGUUCCCUUCAAUCCCUUCAAGGUAAAUCAGCCCUGCGGAAGAAGAACUCUCUUUUCCUUCCUUGUGGCAACAGCAGCAGGACCGCAAGGCAGCGAUUCAAAAAAUGCACUUCUUCAAGAGUAUCAGAAGAGGUCAAGAGAGAACAAGGCAAAGUAUGACAAAGAGAGGCUGGAUGAUUAUUACAAUCGAAACUACAAGGAUUACUUUGAGUUUGUCGAAGGCUCUUCAAAGGGUAAAAGUGAGGAUUUACUCUCAGAAUCAGAGAAGGGCAUUCGCGAGUGGUUUCAGAGGAAUAAAAAAUAAUUCAAAGCAGCAAGUCGAGCGAAAUGGAUGCUGAAGAAGGUUAUUAAAAAAAUGAGUACAGAAAAAAAGGAAAACAAAUGAACCAAUGCUCCAUAUUACAAACUAUCAAGUAAGCUGUGAAGCUUUACAGCAUAUGCAGUUGUUGAUGAUUAACUCAUUACUUUCAUUCUACUUUCUAAAUUAUACAUUUUCUAAUUCUUCUUUUUAUUCAAAACAUUAAAAAAAA
Molecule: messenger RNA, 1075 nt
Organism: Dendrobium catenatum
Lineage: Eukaryota; Viridiplantae; Streptophyta; Magnoliopsida; Asparagales; Orchidaceae
Exons: 6
Coding region: 1-849 (282 amino acids)
Source: RefSeq, a predicted model, not a curated record